Cuscuta europaea is the source of this 1428-nucleotide messenger RNA. Lineage: Eukaryota; Viridiplantae; Streptophyta; Magnoliopsida; Solanales; Convolvulaceae. The record is from the annotation of a GenBank genome assembly.
GAUUUUAGCUUGUCCAUCGCAUGUACAGGAUUUUAGCUUCAAGAAUCCGUUAAAGAAAACCCUAGCUAGUUUCUCAUCAGUCCAGUAGAAGAAGAGAUUGGAUGAAGAUGGCGAUGGCUGCUCUGAUGCGGGAAGGGAGGCGUUUGGGCGCCGCUCCGUUUUCUUCUACCAACACUCUCAUUGCGUACCGACCAUCUAUUGUCUCUAAUUCCGAGGAGAUAUGCUCAAUGGGAGUCCGCUUUAUAUCUACUCGAGUCGGUCUAUCUACGUGCAAGGAAAAUAUCAUGAUGGGCUUAAGAAGAUUUUCAACAUCAGUCCUAACUCCUGAUUCUGGUGAGGGUGAAUUUCCUGCGGAUUUAUUGACAAAGAAGCGUGUUUUUGCUCCUGAACGUGAAAUAGGACUCUGCCAGGACCUGGUUUUUCCAGUAACAAACUUCCAUAAUGAAGAUAUGGGCUUAAUGGUGUUGCCUGGGGAUGUUUUUGAUGUACCGAUUAGGAAGGACAUUAUACACCGUGUUGUAAGAUGGCAGCUUGCGAAGCGUCAGCAGGGAACACAUUCAACUAAAACUAUUAGUGAGGUCAGUGGAACCGGAAGGAAGCCUUAUCCACAGAAAGGUACAGGUCGGGCAAGGCAUGGAACACUCCGUAGCCACCAGUUUCGUGGUGGUGCAACUAUGCAUGGCCCAAAGCCCCGAAGUCAUGAGAUCAAACUGAACAAGAAGGUUCGUCGAUUGGGUCUCAAGAUUGCUUUGUCUGCGUACGCAGCGGAGGGAAAGCUCAUGGUUUUCGAGAAUAUGGAUGUACCCUCACACAAAACCAAGAACAUUGUAAGUUAUGUUCAGAAGAUGGAGAAUACCAAGAAAAUUUGUCUGGUUGAUGGUGGCCCCAUUAGUGAAAACCUGAAGUUAGCCACUCAGAAUCUACAUUAUGUAAAUGUGUUGCCCUCUAUUGGGUUAAAUGUUUACAGUAUUCUGCUACAUGAUACAUUAGUCAUGUCACGCGAUGCAGUAAAUAGGAUAGUCACACGGAUGCACACUCCAAUCAAUCGCUAGAGGAGCUCAUCAAAUUGAUGAAAUGAGGUAGCAGACAAGCCGAUGUUUUUUAUUGCAUCAAACUUGCACGGAAAGAUGUCCACUGCCACCUCUAAAUAAAGUAUACGACUUGGAGCAUAUGAGCCCUACUUUCUCCGCUCACUUUUGUAGUUUAGGUGUGCAAGAAAUUAAGUUUAAUUCUUUGGUUACAUAUAUUAUUCCAUCGGUUAUUUGUAAUGAGUGUGCUAUUUAUGCAUCUUCAUUCCUCAAGUGAAUGUUUGGGGAUUUCUUAAGAAUAUGGCAAAUAUGGAGUAAUAUGGAAAGCUUUGACAGUUUGACUCAAGAAACGGAGCAGAUGAAAAGUCUAAAUAAAGCAAUAGGGAAGCCCCAUCCAUUA